Aspergillus brunneoviolaceus CBS 621.78 is the source of this 4167-nucleotide messenger RNA. Its product is annotated as LipA and NB-ARC domain protein. The record is from RefSeq and is a predicted model, not a curated record. The transcript is spliced from 4 exons. NCBI's taxonomy places the organism in Eukaryota, Fungi, Ascomycota, Eurotiomycetes, Eurotiales, Aspergillaceae. Bases 1 to 4167 code for a protein of 1388 amino acids. Gene Ontology annotation, molecular function: ADP binding.
AUGGCCGGCCUUCCCGCUCGGGUGAAGGAGAUCGGUCUCAGCGAGGUUUACCGUUCUGAGGAACCGCCCCUCGUUGAUAUUGUCUUCGUGCACGGCCUCAACGGCCAUGCUUACAACACCUGGGCUUCCAAGAACAAUGGCACCUUUUGGCCCGCCGAUCUCCUUCCUGAAGUCCUCGGUCCUAGUCGCGUUCGCAUCCUAACGUACGGAUACAACGCCAACGUCACGGCUUUCACCGACGGCGCCUCGAAAGACCGUCUUCAUAAUCAUGCAGAAACGUUGGCCUCGGGCUUGGCCGCGAACCGAAAUCUGCGGAAUUGUUCAGAAAGGCCAAUAAUUUUCGUUUGCCACUCGCUGGGCGGCCUAGUCGUCAAGCGCACCCUGAUAUACUGCCGGAGCGUGAACAACGAGAAGAUCCAGCAUCUCAGGUCCAUAUACGUUUCCACGUACGGCAUCCUGUUUCUCGGAACUCCCCACAACGGAUCCGACGUCGCAAAGUGGGGCGCGCUUUUGCAGAACAUCUGUAGUGCUGUAAUGCCGAAGAAGUUCAUGGAAUCUUCGCCUCACUUGGUUAAAGCCCUCAAGACAAACAACGAGACUCUUCAAAACAUCAACAGCCUCUUCGCUGAUAUCACUAGUCGCUUCCACAUCUACUUCUUUCAUGAAACCUUGUCCAGUGACGUCAAGGGCACUCGCGAGCUGAUCGUCGACGAGAGCUCUGCAGCGCCUUACAUGGAAGGUGUCGAACGGAUGGGCAUCGAAGCUGAUCAUAGCCAUAUGUGCAAAUUUGACGAUGAGGGCUCUCCUGGAUAUGAGGCUGUGGCAGAGGCUCUCUUGCGAUAUUCGCGUGACGCCCCAGCGACUAUACAUGAACGCUGGAUCGAAGAGGGAAAAGCGCGCCGGCUCAUGAAAGAGACCAUAGCCCGGGAGAUGUUUGGAAAUGGUAUAAGCGCCCCGGACCUUCGCACAAUUGGUAGGCCACACAUGCUUCCUGGUCCCCAUUCUCCAAUCACCUGGAAUCAAAGACGCUCGGUUGUAUCGGAAAUGGCGAUGGCAGAGAGCACCGAACUGCCUAUGUCACGAUCGCUACGGGCAGAUCCGCUGUUUGUGGUCCCACCCGGUUUCCAUCCAAAUGCAACAUUUGUAGGCAUGAAGAAAGAGCUUGAAGUGUUGAAUGCGCGUUUGUUCAAAGCCAAGAAAAGAGCGGAGCGUCUAAUGGCCGUCUUGAUUUGUGGAGGACCAGGGACUGGCAAGUCACACCUUGCACGACAAUACGUGUGCACUCAUCGAGACAUCUACCCAGCGGGAAUUUUCUGGGUCGAUGCCAAGUCACUUGAAUCAACCUACAAGUGUUUCUGGGAUAUGGCUCAAGCGGCUGCACUGACGGAUGGGCAGGAAUUUCGGUACCCCGACACCAACCCAUCUCGCAAGUAUGUAGACUCGGUGAGGACAUGGCUGCAGAACCGGGAAGGGUGGCUCAUUGUGUUCGACGGAAUCAGCUUUGCGCACGAGCAUGAUAUCAACAACUUCAAGCAGUUCCUCCCGUUCAACAAGAACUGCAGUAUCAUCUACACCUCCGUGGAUAAAACCCUGAAGAGGAAACAACGUUUGUACGAGCCAUAUUGCCUUCAGGUGAAGCCACUCGAGCCGGAGAACGCAUGCAAGCUGCUUUUUGAAGACCUCGGUAUCAGAAAACCAACCGCAGGCCAGAUCAGGAAAGCCACGGAACUGGUAACUCACUAUGAGUGCCUGCCACUCGCUAUACAUGCGAUUGGCCACAGGCUUAGCGCCACGUCGAAGCCAAUUGAGCGUUAUCACAUCAAUUCACAUUUGACAGACGAAAAGCUGGCGGAACCGUUUCUAAGCAUCAUGCACGACCUAAUGUGUCUGGGGCAUUGGACGGCACUCAACCUGGUUAACAUGCUUUCGUUCUUUAGUCACCAUAUCCCGGUUGGUCUCUUGACCUUGGGUCUCUCAACACGUAUAAAGCAGAGGGCUGGAGUCAUCACCCAGAGCAGAAGCGGAGAAACGGGGGAUCUUGACACGACGAUUGGAAUCUUGAUCCGGUAUGGCCUCAUUGAACGAGUAUCUGACUCGUACCCGCUGCACCCCACAGCUCUGUCGCCCCAGGCAGAGAGAGACAAUGUGCUGGAACAAAAGUUUGUGGUACCGGACCUCUCUGAGUCGCAAACAGAAAGCAGUCAGGAAGCCUUCUUCUCUUCAAUAUUGCAGAAUGCAGGAACGAUUGACGUCUUGAAGAUCCAUAGUGUCGUUCAGGGGUUCUGCCGUGACGAGCUGAAGAUGAUGGAUGAAGAAGAGCGGAGGAAAGCCGCCGCCACAAACCCAGACGCUCCGGAGACUGGAUUGUAUGAUUCAUGGCUUGUCGUGGUAUGCGACGUACUCAGCACCUCGUACACGAAAGUCCAAACAAGAAACGAAACUGGCGGCUACGGACUUGUCAAAGAUUACCGCGAGUUCGAGACUCAUGUGUCAAAGGUGCUCGAGCACUUCCCAAGACGAUCUGCCCGGGAGGCAGCUGCGGUCCGUCAGGCGCGGGAAGACAUGAGGAUAUUGAAGAGGAGUAUUUCCAGGGAGAUAGAUCGGAUUUCACCAAGGUCUGGUUCGAUCUAUAACCAACGCUCGGUCUUUGAUCGAUCAAGUAGCUCUUCUUCAUCGGUGCCCGAGUCCGCCGCUGAAGACUUGCCUGCUUGGCUUGAACCGACAUCGCCCCAAGUGGAGUCUCCGCAGGAAGCCGCUCCGCGCCCGCAAAGAUUCAAUCUGAAGCCUUUCCUCCCGCACAUAUUUCGUCAUUCCAACCAGGAUCAGGCGGGCAGCGCUCCUCUGAUCUCGCAAACGGGUGAAGCAAGCGAGAGGCCGGAGUCCAAUUCAGCCGAAGUGGUAUCUAGUACGAAUACGUCGGAUGACCGAGGCUGGCAUCUUGUCAAGAAAUCUUCGAAGCCCUCAAAGCCUGCUGUUAACAAGCCUAAACGGCCUGGCCUACCGCAUCGCAUUCGUGGCUCUCAGCCUGCGGCGCCUGUUCUCAAGGUCUUCCCCGUAGAGGGCAUAUCGGGCAAGCCUGGAGACCAAGACCGGAGCAGCUCUCGGACCUCGGCGUCGGAGGCGUUGACGGCGGUCACAAAAGUCACGCGCCCCCAGAUGAACGGCAGGCAGUUUGCAAGUGCUCCAGGCGAUUUCACAAAGAGCUUGUCGAAAGAAAAUGAUUCGCCCAGCUACGCCACGAUUGCAGCCAGACAGGCGCAACAUAUCACUGAAAAGCCACGGUCAUCCUCGAUUCCUAGUAGAAGCCGGCCAAUGUUGCAGGGUCUGCAGGAUAAAUCUUCUGAAGAAUCACUUUUCAACCGUUCGAGCAACGUUAUGUCUUCGAAGCUUCCAAUGACUUCUUCGGCAUAUAGUGAGCCUGAUCCGGCGUAUUUAAGCCAUCAAUUGAAUGCUUUGGAACUCGGGGUGACGGCUAGUCGAUAUAGAGCGCCUCUGGGCACGUCCUUCAGUGGUAUUGGGUCUCCAGUGGGCGAUAUGUCAGCAAGCACACCUUCUAUGACAUAUCUCGCGCCAGGCCUGCCAUAUGAGGGUAACAUCGAUAUAUCAGCAGCACGUCGACUGAGCACCACACCAUCGACAUCAACAGGCCCAGUUUCCCAUCCGUCUGCGAUCAUGCCCGGAACAUCACCACCGUUUUCAGACGUGCACGCUGGAUACACGUCCGAGCCGGCCCCAGAGCCGAUGUCUCGUGAUAUGUCCGCGAAGUCACAACAGUCCUGGGCCACCGACCCAGUCCCUUAUCCCAAUAGAUGGGCCCCAGUAAACAUCAUUCCACCAAUCCCGAAGCUGGCACCACCGCCAAGGCCAAGUAAAUUUCAGGCAGAGCUUUCGUACGCAGCGGCAGCGGCACAUCUCCGGACUUUGGAGCCUCUAGAGGGUCCCGUCCCCUUCGAGCCUGUGUGGCCGCAUAUGAAUGUUGACAGCAGACCACAGUUUGGUGGGCCAGUGCAGUAUGCAGCGGCAGCAGGGCAACUCUUGCCUGGGUACCCUGCAACUUACCACCCAAACCUCUCCGGACCUCUACUCUCACACGAGUUCACCAUACCGAUGGCGGAGCCGCGCGGCGGGCGAGCCCGGAGUGGGAGCUCUCCUCCACGACAAGAAUAA